AUGUCACCAGAGUAUGCAAUGCAAGGAGUAUUUUCAAUAAAGUCUGAUGUAUAUAGCUUCGGAGUGUUACUAUUAGAGAUAAUUGCUGGUAAAAAGAAUGGUACUUGUUACCAUGAUGGUCUCUCCCCAUAUUUGAUUGAACAUGUUUGGGACCUAUGGAGAGAAGGAAAAGCCAUGGAAAUUGUGGAUGCAUCACUAGGUGAGACAUACCCUCCUAAUGAAGUUUUGAGAUGCAUUCAAAUUGGGCUUUUAUGCGUGCAAGAACAUGCAAGAGAUCGGCCAACCAUGUUAACAAUUGUUUUCAUGUUGGGUAAUGACACACCUCUUCCUUCUCCAAAACAACCAGCAUUUAUUUCAACAACUACUAACAAUAUUAGAGACAUGUUAACUUCUAUAAAUGAAGUAUCAAUUUCUGAAAUUGAUGGUCGCUAA
Molecule: messenger RNA, 432 nt
Organism: Quercus robur (English oak)
Lineage: Eukaryota; Viridiplantae; Streptophyta; Magnoliopsida; Fagales; Fagaceae
Product: G-type lectin S-receptor-like serine/threonine-protein kinase At1g11410
Exons: 2
Coding region: 1-432 (143 amino acids)
Biological process (GO): protein phosphorylation
Molecular function (GO): protein kinase activity
Source: RefSeq, a predicted model, not a curated record